Molecule: messenger RNA, 669 nt
Organism: Heterobasidion irregulare TC 32-1
Lineage: Eukaryota; Fungi; Basidiomycota; Agaricomycetes; Russulales; Bondarzewiaceae
Exons: 3
Coding region: 1-669 (222 amino acids)
Biological process (GO): mitochondrial translation
Cellular component (GO): mitochondrial ribosome; mitochondrial large ribosomal subunit
Molecular function (GO): structural constituent of ribosome
Source: RefSeq, a predicted model, not a curated record
AUGCUUUCCUUCUUCCGUUCACGUUUUGUCCCGCUGCUUCAGCCCCUCGCACAUUGUCGUCGCUUCAGCACCCCACUAGACACGAUCCCGAUAGCACCAAAGGCUGAUGGUGCGCUCCGCCCGCACCUGAACAUCGCGGUGAAUCCCAACCACGGUCUCUUCGCAUUCUUUCGGCAAAGGGAACGCGAUGGAAACAUAAAACACGUAUCCGUGGAGGACAGCGAGGAUAUCAACACCAAAACGGGCCGGUCCUGGACGGCCGCGGAAUUGAGGCGCAAGAGCUUCAGAGACCUCCACACGCUGUGGUACGUUCUGUUGCGGGAGCGGAAUCUUCUCGCCACGCAGUCAGAAGAGUUACGACGCAUGGGUGUGUCGAGAAGUGGUGCGGCGGCGCCGUCGGGUACUCGUGAAUACCAGUGCCGAAAGAGCAUGGCACGCAUCAAGUAUGUGAUCAAUGAGCGCCGGUUGGCGUACGAAGGUGCUGUCGCAAUAUUCGCCGAACAGAAGAACGCACGUACGCGCCAGGAUCGGAGCGCUAAGAGGGCGUCGAGGCUGGCGCUAUUGCGGAAACGCGGGGUAGAGACUGAGCAGAAGGAGGAGUCUACGCCCACAGAGGCCGUGCAACUCGCGGUUGAGGGCCUUCUGCACUCCAAUCCUAGGUCGUCAUGA